AUGUCGACCGUAAAAAUACCAAUCGCAAGCCAAAACAACAACAACUGACUUAAAGGCUGAAAUAGCGCUUGUUCAGAAGUUGUUUACAAUAUGUCAGCCAACUAGCCAAGCAAGAAAAUUUGAACAUCUAAGCAUUCCCCAGAAAACCGUACGAUUAGAGGUGUAUAGCUAGCUAUAAUUACGUUAAAUAAUUAUGCUUCUCGUGCUAUCUGUUCCAUCGGUCAAGGACUCCUAUUACAAAAAACACUUUAAGAAAAUGGUAGAUUUUUAUAUCGCGUAUGCCAAUGCAAUAAUUGGGAAGGAUGAUGUGAUUAUCUUAACUGAUAAGGCAACUAUGCCUUAUAUGGUUGGGCGUGUACCGAAUGAAAUACUUUUAGUGGUUGAACAACACCUUGAUGCUUGGAUACGAGAUUUUAGCCCUGUAUUAUCAAACAAGUCAAUUCAAUUUAAAUAUUAUGGAGGUAUAAAUGCUAAAGAGGCCAAAUUUAUUCAAAAACAGUUCAAUGCUUUUCUAGACAAGUAUGAAAUUGAAUACACCAAAAUUGAUUUAGUCAAUGAUGGUGGUAAUAUAGUUUAUAAUGGAAACAACUGUGUCAUUACAACUGACAAGUUUUUAGAGUUGAAUAAUCUAACAGAAGCAGACGGUGUUAAGGCACUCUCUGAUGUACUUAAAGUUGAGCAUGUUAUUGUUUUGCCAGCCGACGAUGAAAAGCUGGGACACAUUGAUGGUAUGUGUUCAUUUGUAAACGAAAAAACAUUAUUUCUUUUAAAAUAUGAAGAUGAUGAAAAAUUCAGGUCAAAGAUUAAAGUAACUCUUGAGAAAUGUUUGCCAAAAGAUAUUGUGAUCAAGGAGAUAGAGUGUGGUGAGUCAUGUAGUAAAGCGAAAGGUGGUUUUGUCUCAUCAUAUGGCUUGUACGUUAAUUGUGUACCAACAGAACAUUUUAUUUACAUUCCAAUAUUUGGAAAUGCAUUGGAUAACUAUGCAAUGAAGGAAUUUCAACAUUAUGCAAGUGGUAAAGAAUGUGUCUUUGUUGAUGCUCGCAAUGUUUGUGACCUGGGUGGUAGCUUACGUUGCCUCAGUUGGCAGGUCAGUGGGAAAAAUGCUGAGAAAUUAAUUAAUGCAGCAAAAAAUGAGUCAUAAUAAUAAUAUCUUAAACUUAACCAAUAUGUCUCAGUACUGCAGGUACCAUUUUGCAUGACAGACAGACUUAUAUAUGGGUAUUAUAAUAUAGGUAUACAUAUACAUGUAUUUGUACAUACACAGGUAUAUAUAAUAUAUAAUUGAGUUUUGUACAAAAUUUAAUUUAGACAUUUGUAUGUUGUGUUUUAUAUUUAUAUAUCUCAGCAAUUGAUUUAGCACCUUCAAUAAAAAUGUUGGAGAGAUGCCUUCGAAAAAUGGAUUAUUUGUACAUAUUGGCGGAAAAAAAUGUACCAAUAUUGACAAUUUUGGACUGUAAUUGGCAAAUUUAGUUGACAUUAAAUUUUUUUUUUAA
This is a messenger RNA of Hydractinia symbiolongicarpus, 1493 nucleotides long. RefSeq names its product putative agmatine deiminase. Bases 194 to 1141 code for a protein of 315 amino acids. Gene Ontology annotation, biological process: putrescine biosynthetic process. Gene Ontology annotation, molecular function: protein-arginine deiminase activity; agmatine deiminase activity. The transcript has a single exon. The record is from RefSeq and is a predicted model, not a curated record. Lineage: Eukaryota; Metazoa; Cnidaria; Hydrozoa; Anthoathecata; Hydractiniidae.